This is a messenger RNA of Lachancea nothofagi CBS 11611, 2226 nucleotides long. The record is from the annotation of a GenBank genome assembly. Lineage: Eukaryota; Fungi; Ascomycota; Saccharomycetes; Saccharomycetales; Saccharomycetaceae.
AUGUCGCAGAAGGACGAUUUCGAAACUCCAUCAACUAACGAUUUCGUGGACGCCGUGGAACAUCCCAUAAGAGAUGACGGCAAGAGUGACAUUGAGUCGCAUGAAAACCCACAAGAUGGCAUUUUCCAGGAUUUGGCGUUUUACGUAGCCCAGGAAGACGUCCGCCAGGAAGUCGAAAACUUGAUUAAAGCACACGGCGGAACGGUGCUUCGAGAGCUACCUUCGGGCCUAUCCAGCAAAGAGUUUGUGGUUUCGUCGUCCAACACCGCAGAUCUGCUUACGGUGACCGCGGAAUACAUUCGAGCUUGCUGUGCCAGCAAUGUACUUCUGAAGCUAAGCGGCUUUCUCGUGGCUUUCGAGGAGCCCGGAGCAGAUACGCAGCCUCAAAACGAUGACAUGACUACCACUGAGGCUCCAAAACCCCUUAAUGUCGGCACUCUCGCCGAUGGUGCCACCACUAAUGGGCAAGAGCAGCCCAGCACUUCCAAAAAAUUGCACCAGCCUCCUAAUUCUCAUGAACAUGGUAAUGUGAAGCCAGCACCUGGGGGAAGUAUUACCGGUCAGAAUGACAGUGCCGAAAAUCUUCUCCAAAUUGAUGUGACUACUUCAUCCCACCAGGAUGAAGCUGGAGACACGCCGCAAAACCCAACGACGCCUACUGAUCCCCCAGUUGAUAAAUCAGAACAUGCGCUGUCAUCGACAAGCGAUGAACAGGCUUCACAGGUGGGCGUCAUGAACUCAUUAACGCAGAAAAAACCUGCAGAUGAAGUUGCAAAGCAAAGAUACGUUACAGCGCACAACAAAGCUAACUUCACAUCCGAAGAGGACGAGUUCAUUUUGGAUGUGGUGCGCAAAAACCCAACUAGACGCACGACACACACAUUAUUUGACGAGAUAUCUCGGUUUGUUCCAACACAUACGGGAAAUUCCAUAAGACAUCGCUAUCGGGUCUACCUUGCCAAAAGACUAGAUUUUGUUUAUCAAGUGGAUAACCAAGGCAAACUGGUACGCGACGAAGCUGGUAAUUUAAUAAGGACAACGGUUCUACCGAAGUCUUUGAAAAACAAAUUUGUCGCUGACGAGGACUAUAGUUUGGCGGUUAGCAUAAAACGUCAAUUCUAUCGCGAUCUCUACCAAGUUGAUCCUGAUACUGGGAAAUCUCUAAUUACUGAAGAUGACGGGCCUAGUGAAGCUGCUAGGAAAGCUAUAACUAUGGAUACCACCGUCAAACGGGGUUCUGAACCAACGUUGUCAGAGUACAGGGUUGGUGAAAGACGUGGACCUGUCCCUCGAGAAUUCUUCAAAACGUAUGCUCAAAUGAAUCCUUCGCAUACAGAAAACGCAUGGAGGGACAGAUUCCGCAAGUUUUUACUAACCUACGGCAUCGACAAAUACAUUGAAUACUACGAUCACGAGCUGGCUCAGAAUAGAGUUCCCGAAGCAAUGAAGAACUUGACAAACAGACCUAAAAGACCUGGCGUGCCAACUCCAGGCAAUUACAGCGGUAAUGCCAAGAAACGCAAAUCAUCUGAGGAGGAACAAAUAGCGCAGGGCGAAACUCCACAGGAACGGCAAAUAGCGUUCACCUCUGCAAGUGGUGGAGCAGUUGACCCUAGUUCGUCGUUGGCUAUGGCAGAUGUUGACCUCCUAGACGAAGAGACUCUCAAGUUCAUUUCUGGUCUCAGAAGAGACCUUUCAAAGAUUGAGUCCGCAGGCGGUACCGCAUUUGAAUAUCCUCAGGAAAUAGCAGAAUCUAUCAGAAAUGACUUCACAAAUGAGGAAGCACAAUUUGAUGAAAUCGAUCCAGACAGUAUUCCUUUCCCUCCACCUCUUGCCACGAAUGACUUGUUUAUGCCCCAAUUCUUUGGUUUUGAGUCUACAAGGGCGUUUUUGGAUAAAAUUAACGAUGUCAUUUCAAGAGAUUAUGAAGCUUCCCAAGCCGAGAAGCUCGUGCAGGACUUAUGUGAAGAUGCAGGUGUAAGAAAAACAUUUAGCACCAGCAUACUUACCGCACUUUCUGGAGAUUUGAUGGUCUUUCCCCGAUAUUUCUUGUGCAUGUUUAGUUUCAAGGCUAACCCACCUUUGAACGUUCCAGGAAUUUGGACCAGAGAAGAUGAUGAAACAUUAAGGCACGGUGAUGGACAAAGCAUGAAGAUCUUAACCGAUAAACACGGAACCGGAAGGAUUGAAAUGCGAAAAAGAUUUAUCGCCAGCGACUUGGUUUAA